Messenger RNA from Phacochoerus africanus (Common warthog), 1338 nucleotides. It is a transcript of the gene SPAG4, whose product is annotated as sperm associated antigen 4. Gene Ontology annotation, molecular function: protein-membrane adaptor activity. Lineage: Eukaryota; Metazoa; Chordata; Mammalia; Artiodactyla; Suidae. Gene Ontology annotation, biological process: nuclear envelope organization. The transcript is spliced from 12 exons. Bases 1 to 1323 code for a protein of 440 amino acids. The record is from RefSeq and is a predicted model, not a curated record. Gene Ontology annotation, cellular component: nuclear envelope; meiotic nuclear membrane microtubule tethering complex.
AUGCGGCGGAGCCCACGCCCGGGCUCGGCUGCAUCCCCGCACAAGCACACGCCCAACUUUUACAGCGACAACAGCAACAGCUCUGUGAGCGUCACCUCGGGGGACAGCUGCGGGCACCGGUCAGCUGGGCCGGGACCCGGGGAGCCCGAGGGCAGGAGAGCCCGGGGCUCGAGCUGUGGUGAGCCCGCCUUGAGCGCUGGAGUGCCCGGAGGAACCACAUGGGCUGGAAGCUCUCGGCUGAAGCCGGCGCCUCGGAGCCACAAUGCGCAGACCGCCUGUGGCGCGGCAACCGUGAGGGGCGGGGCCUCGGAACCGGCUGGCCUUCCCGUAGUCUCUGAGGAGCAGCUCGACCUUCUCUCGACUCUGGAUCUGAGGCAGGAGAUGCCUCCCCCGCGAGUGUCCAAGAGCUUCCUAAGCUUACUCUUCCAGGUGCUGAGUGUGUUGUUAACCCUGGUAGGAGACGUGCUGGUCAGUGUGUACAGGGAGGUUUGUUCCAUCCGCUUCCUGCUCACGGCUGUGUCACUGCUGAGCCUCUUUCUGGCAGGACUCUGGUUGGGGCUCCUGUACCUGGCCCCUCCACUGGAGAAUGAACCUAAGGAGAUGCUGACUCUAAGCGAAUACCAUGCACAGGUGCACUCCCAGGGGCAGCAGCUGCAGCAGCUCCAGGCUGAGUUGGUUAAACUCCACAAGGAGGUGUCCAAUGUUCGCGCAGCCAACAGCGAGAGAGUGGCCAAGCUCGUAUUCCAGAGGCUGAAUGAGGACUUUGUGCGGAAACCCGACUAUGCGCUGAGCUCUGUGGGAGCCUCCAUCGACCUAGAAAAGACAUCCCACGACUAUGAGGAUAUGGACACAGCCUACUUCUGGAAUCGCUUCAGCUUCUGGAACUAUGCACGACCGCCUACGGUUAUUCUGGAGCCAGAUGUGUUCCCUGGGAAUUGCUGGGCUUUUGAGGGCGACAAGGGCCAGGUGGUGAUCCGGCUGCCGGGUCGCGUGCAGCUGAGCGACAUCACUCUGCAGCAUCCACCGCCCAGCGUGGCGCAUACUCGGGGAGCCAACAGUGCCCCCCGCGACUUUGCAGUCUAUGGCCUCCAGGUUGAUGACGAGACUGAAGUUUUCUUGGGCAAAUUCACCUUUGAUGUGGAGAAAUCUGAGAUUCAGACUUUCCACCUACAGAAUGAUCCCCCAGCUGCCUUUCCCAAGGUGAAGAUCCAGAUUCUAAGCAACUGGGGCCACCCUCGUUUCACGUGCUUGUAUCGAGUCCGAGCCCAUGGCAUUCGAACCUCAGAGGGUGCAGGGGAUAAUGCCAGAGGGGGGCCCUAUUAAACAUGCUGAUUGUUG